AUGCGACCGCCGACAGCCACGAUGUUUGGUGUUGCCCCCAAGAUAUCUUCAUCUACGCUAGCCCGAAUCAAUCCUGGUCUUCAGCGUCUUGGUAACUUCAUGGCGCAAGCGCAAGCAUAUGGAACAUCAGAUCAUAGUCUUUCGUCAGUGGACCCAUUCACAACUACACAAUCGACGACUGCCCCUCAUAAUGCGUCACCCCCACAGUCAGAAUCGCAAGAUGAUGCACUGGUUCUCGAUAAUGGAGUGCCCCACUUCAUCUCCGGCAAACACUGGGCCUGGAUGGCAGCAGAGCUCAAAGACAUCCAAUCCGUUCUCGCGGAAUCUCAGAGUUCCUCCCCCGAACCGGCGCUCGAAGAUGUCAUUUGGGAUGCUGAUUCACCCGUAGCCAGCGGGGAUAAUUUCUGGCCUGAUACACGAGAGGAUUGCUAUUUACUCCUGAAUGUUUUCCUGGCUAACGUCGACCCGAUUCACCGAAUUGUCCAUCGUCCGAGUUUAGCUCGUCGCUUUGACACAUUCGUUCGCACUCACUACCAUCUAGAGAACGAUCAACCCCCUGUUACAACGGGGAGCAGUGGUAGUAUGAUUCCCCACUCGAGUAAUAUGGACUCGUUCGAGCCGCUGGCCAUGUCCAUCUUCUACGCGGCCGUCAACAGCAUGAAGGAUACUGACGUUGCUACCAUGUUUGACACGGACAAGUCCUACCUCCUGAAUCGAUACAGAACGGGAACGGAAGUACAUCUGAAACGGCAAAAAUUCAUGACCUCAAGGAUCUUUGCGGUUUUGCAAGCUUUUGUGGUUUUUCUAACUGUUCAAUAUCGCGAGGAUGAUAUGGGGAAGGUAUGGCCAUUGACCGGGCUAGCCAUUCGGAUAGCAACAGUCCAGGGUCUUCACCGAGAUCCUUUAGCUCUACCGCUGGGAACGAUGGAUGUUGUACAGGUGGAGCUGCGUCGUCGCUUGUGGGCGCAAAUACGUUACUUGGAUUUCCGCGCGGCGGGGGAUCAUGGGUUUGCACCUUCGAUUCAUGAGUCGGAUUUCGAUACGCGUCAACCCCUUAGUCUAGAUGAUGUCGAUUUAAUCGAAGGGGUGCUACCUUCAGCCGGACUCUCGGAUGCCCCCAAAUUCACCGAUAUGACCAUCUAUCUCCUGCGGAUCACCACAGUUCAGUAUUAUGGGCACAUCAUUCUAAUGACGCAUGCUUCACGGAAACGAUUGCGCACCAACAUUGGUCCUGUGGAGGAAGCCGAAACAUUAACAGAGCUACAGGGCCUGUUAAGCACUGCUGAAACACUCGCCAGCGAGCUUGAGAAGAAAUUGAACGAUCUCGUUCGAUACUGCGACAAGAGGGUUAGCAUACAAUCAAUGGCCUUAGAUUUGAAAAACCACUUGCAAUCCAAAUUCUGGGUCACCUUCUGGAUUCAAAUCUCUCGGCAAGAUCGCGAAAAAGUCAUCAAUCCCACUAUGAGAAGAAACAUAUUCGUGGACGCUGUCACAGCCAUAGAGAACUGGUGUACCAUCGCCUCCGGAAAGGCUUAUGAUCCCUUCCGAUGGCAUAUCUACUCACACGCUGGGUUCUGCUUGAUUCUCUACGUACUCUCCGAGCUCCGCAGCCCCGGCUUCCAAUCCCCGGAGUGGGCCGAUCUCCGCCAGCGAGGCCUCCAAUUAGCGAACUCCAUCUACGACAUUCGGGGUCAGCAUACCACGGGUGCAUGGCCCGCAAUCAUUUGGUUGGUGAAUCGAAUUCGAUUCCAGCAAGGACUCGAUUCUGGUGUCGACCAGCCUACUGGGACCGGACCAUCUCAUAAUAAUCAUCCCAUGCCUAUGGAUAACUUUCCUGCUGCUCCUCCAGGCUCGGGGGGAAUGGACUUUGAUACGACGGAUUUCAUGGAUAUGGUGAAUCUGGAGGGCUUCGAUUUUGCGGACUUUGCUAGUUUGGAUCCCAUGGGUUUUCAUGGAAUGUUACAGUGA
This is a messenger RNA of Penicillium expansum, 1968 nucleotides long. RefSeq names its product Zn(II)2Cys6 domain-containing transcription factor hasF (gene hasF). The transcript has 5 exons. Gene Ontology annotation, molecular function: zinc ion binding; DNA binding. Bases 1 to 1968 code for a protein of 655 amino acids. The record is from RefSeq and is a predicted model, not a curated record. NCBI's taxonomy places the organism in Eukaryota, Fungi, Ascomycota, Eurotiomycetes, Eurotiales, Aspergillaceae. Gene Ontology annotation, biological process: DNA-templated transcription.